AUGGCCCUGGAAUCCUUGAACAUCCCGACCUCAAAUGACCCUUAUGCCCAACCCUCCUUCCAUAAUGCCACCCUCUGCGACAGCGACAAGCCCUUCCGCCACCUCAUCUCCCUCCGCCUGGCCAACUGCUCCUCUUACCUCUCCCUCUCCUUCACCGCCCUCAAGUCCCUCUCCACCCUCCAAUUCCUCUCCCUCCUCAACUGCCCUGUUGCCCCCAUCCGCCUCCCCGCCGACCUCGCCCUCUCCCUCACCUCCUUCACCUGCGUCAAUAGCCUCCGCAAACUCUCCGGUGUCUGGCUCUCCAACCUCCAGAACCUCACCGACCUCGUCGUCUUCGAUGUCAACGUCAAGGCCUCCGGCCCCUUCGUCAUCCUCGCCCGCAUGACCAAGCUCAAAACCCUCACCAUCUCCAACUCCAACCUCACUGGAUCCCUCCCCGACCACCUCCACUCCAACCUCACUCACAUUGAUUUCUCCAACAACCGCCUCAAAGGCAACAUUCCCCCUUCCAUAACAAUGCUCGACGGCACAAAAAGAAUUUGA
Messenger RNA from Glycine soja, 543 nucleotides. Its product is annotated as receptor-like protein 51. NCBI's taxonomy places the organism in Eukaryota, Viridiplantae, Streptophyta, Magnoliopsida, Fabales, Fabaceae. Gene Ontology annotation, molecular function: protein binding. The transcript has a single exon. The record is from RefSeq and is a predicted model, not a curated record. The coding region runs from base 1 to 543 and encodes 180 amino acids.